Siniperca chuatsi (mandarin fish) is the source of this 1626-nucleotide messenger RNA. RefSeq names its product cerebellin-1. The record is from RefSeq and is a predicted model, not a curated record. Lineage: Eukaryota; Metazoa; Chordata; Actinopteri; Centrarchiformes; Sinipercidae. Gene Ontology annotation, molecular function: protein binding. Gene Ontology annotation, cellular component: synaptic cleft; glutamatergic synapse. Bases 600 to 1223 code for a protein of 207 amino acids. The transcript is spliced from 4 exons.
GUGUUUACCCACAGAUGGCCUCUCGGUAGUGGGAGUGUGAUAGUCCGCUGUUCCCCCUCCUGAGUCCAGCUGGCAUUACUCACGCGGGACUCUUCCUGGCCAAAACAUUACCUCAUCACUUCUUCUUCAACAUAAUCAUUUGCCUCUCGCCAUUGAACACUUGGGCCUGAAACCUUGACAGCCGCCAAACCAGUUUGGAAUUGUGUGUCAGCGCCCAGCUGGAUGAUGACCAUUCUCACUGUAGUGUGAGGAACUGGAUAACCUCCACCUAUACUGUCCGUAUAAGGACUUCCUGUAUGCUGUUGUGGGAAGCCGCCAUCUUGGUGCCAACUAAUAGUCCUCUCCAGUCCAUCUCCACACUGUGUUGGCAGAACUGUUAGUUGAGGAUUACCUGAAUAAUUUAAUGUCCCAUGAGAUGCGAGAAAUCCUUGGUUGAAGUUUUCUUUGACAGUGAAAUUAUGAUCCUGUUGCUAAAGUGAGGUGUACUCCAAGAAGACACAUUCUCGCUGAAGAUUUGUGGUGGCCAUACUGUCACUGUGUUGGGAGUAAAAACACCAACAAAGCCCCAAAACACCCAAAGCUCGUCCUCAUUUGGAACUAUGCCCUGUCCAUCUCCUCCCUCUUCGCCCUACCUUGCUCCCCACUCAGUCUUUUUCAUUGGACUGCUGCUUCUGGUCCACUGGGGGCCCUCAGAGGUCAGUUGCCAGAAUGACACAGAGCCAAUUGUGUUGGAGGGAAAGUGUCUGGUGGUGUGCGACUCCACCCCCUCUGCAGAGCCAUCAGGUAACGCUCUGGGCAUGUCGGUGAGGUCAGGGACCGGUCGGGUGGCAUUUUCAGCCAUCCGCAACACCAACCAUGAACCCUCAGAGAUGAGCAACCGCACUAUGACCAUCUACUUUGACCAGAUCCUAGUAAACGUCGGCAGCCAUUUUGAUCCAGCGAGGAGUAUCUUCGUGGCCCCUAGAAAAGGAGUCUACAGUUUCAGCUUUCAUGUUGUCAAAGUUUACAACCGGCAAACAAUACAAGUGAGUUUGGUUCUCAACAGCUGGCCGGUGAUUUCAGCCUUCGCAGGUGAUCAGGACGUGACCAGGGAAGCUGCCACCAAUGCCGGGCUGGUGAUGAUGGAGAGAGGGGACAAGGCUUACCUGAAACUGGAGAGGGGGAACCUGAUGGGAGGGUGGAAGUACUCCACUUUCUCCGGGUUUCUGGUGUUCCCCUUGUAGAGUAGGUUGGGGAACGAUGGGAGAUCAUGUUCUUGUCAUAGUCAAGGGUAUGGAGGGCAGGGCAGGGUAUAAAAUAAAGAUUGUUUUGGGGCAAGUGUUAUUUGACAGGAGGAAGCAUCAGUGGAGACACACUGAAUGUCACGCUGUUAGUUGACCUCAAACUGCUUUGAUGCAUCUUCAUAUGUAUCAGAUGAAUGGUUGAAUUCACUCUGCACCAAAUAAUCCUGAAUGUAAUUUCCAUUUCCAUUGCACUUUUAUGGCUCACUGUUGUCUGACUACUGUAAUGUGUCAUCUAUGCUUGCUUACACCAGGUGUCAGCCUGUCAGAGGUUUGUGAUUUUCCUUUAAUGCAUGAAAUGCAGAGUAGCAAAUCUUUGUGUCAAUAAAGAAAAUUAUUGUGUUUA